CCAUCUUCUCCAACCGCCGCGCUGUCCAACCGCAACCGCCGCUGCGACCAAUCACCUCCUUCUCCAAUCUCCAUCCAUCUUCUAUGUUGUCUAAAGUCUCCACAAACCCUAAUUUUUGUAAAUUUCAAGGUGGAAAAGUUAAGAUGAAGUUUCAAAGAAUCGAUUCUAUUUUCAAGAGGAAGGCCGUUGAUAUUCAAAAAGAUGAAGUUAUAGUUUCUUCAUCUGAACCUGAACAAGCUCAUGAGAAUCCAAGAAUUGAAGAAAAUGAGUCUCGUCCUUCAAAGAUUAAUAGAGUUGAUCCGGAUGACAUUGAAAAUUCUUUAGAAAGGGAUCCAGGAAAACGUAUUCCAAUUUGCCAAUAUCCACCAAAUCAAAAGGAUGCAAUACGAAGAGCCUAUCUAAAAUGGGGUCCUUAUCAAUCAAACUUAGAAAUCUAUCCCAUGUCCGGUAUCGGGAAAGAACAAAGGCGGUUUCAACACAGUUGGUUUAGCUUGUUUUCUUCGUGGCUAGAAUAUUCGCCGUCAGAAGAUGUUGCCUAUUGCUUACAAUGUUAUCUAUUUAGCAACAAACCAAGUGGACGUCCCGGAUCAGAAGUAUUCAUUUCUACUGGCUUUAGAAGUUGGAGGAAAGUUAGAAAUGGAGAGAAUUGUUCCUUUCUUAAACAUAUAGGGAAGGAUCCUCGCUCACCACACAACAAUGCAAUGAAAGCUUGCCAAGACUUCUUCAAUCAAGAUGGGCAUCUUAGGAAUGUUAUUGAAGUGCAAAGUUCGAGUCAAAUUCUGAAUAAUCGACUAUGUCUCAAGACUUCAAUUGACACUGUUCGUUGGUUAACAAUUCAAGCUUGUGCUUUUAGGGGUCACCGUGAAGGAAACAAAUCGAGAAAUCAAGGUAAUUUUCUUGAUUGUUAAAACUUUUAGCAUCCUACAAUGAUGAAGUUGCAAAAGUUGUGUUGAAAAAUGCUCCAGAAAAAUGCAAAUAUACUUCACAUCAAAUCCAAAAAGAGAUAUUACAAAUUCUUUCUAGUAGGGUGAGAAAACAUAUUCGUGAAGAAAUUGGUGAUUCUAAAUUUUGCAUCGUCGUUGAUGAAGCUCGUGAUGAGUCAAAAAAGGAACAAAUGGCUCUUGUGUUAAGGUUUGUUGAUAAAGCUGGUUUGAUACAAGAGAGAUUUUUUGAUGUGGCACGUGUUAAUGACAUUGCUUCCUUAACUCUUAAGGAAGCAGUAUGUGGUAUACUUUCUCGACAUAACCUUGAUGUUUCUAACAUUCGUGGUCAAGGGUAUGACGGUGCUAGCAAUAUGAGAGGAGAAUGGAAUGGUUUACAAGCACUUUUUAUUGAAGAUUGUCCUUAUGCUUACUAUGUCCACUGUUUUGCUCAUCGGUUACAACUUGCCUUAGUUACUGCAUCAAGAGAAGUUGCAUCAAUUCAUAAAUUCUUUGAGAAGCUGACUUUUGUUGUCAAUGUUGUUGGUUCUUCUACUAAGCGCCAUGAUGAGUUACAAGCUGCCCAAGAAAAGAAAUCAAAAAAAUUUGCCCAACGUGCGGAUGCUGAUAGUUCAUACAAUCACCUAAAGUCUUUUGAUUUUAUAUUUAUCUUGCAUUUGAUGAAAGAAAUUAUGGGGACAACAGAUUUGCUUUGUCAAGCCUUGCAAAAACAAUCUCAGGAUGUUGUUAACACUAUGCUUUUGGUUCGUUCAACAAAAGCUCUUAUUCAAGAUUUGAGAGAAAAUGGUUGGGAUAAGUUGUUUGCCAAUGUGGUGUCUUUUUGUGAAAAACAUGAUAUUGAGGUUCCUGACCUCAAUGAUUGUCCUUCAACAACAAGAUUUGGGUGUUCUCGCCUUAAAGAUAAUCAGGUAAUAGAACAUUAUUUCAGAGUUGAAAUCUUUUUUACUACCAUUGACAAACAAUUGCAAGAGUUGAAUAGCAGAUUUAGUGAGCAAGCAAUGGCUUUGUUGAGUCUAAGUUGUGCUUUGUCUCCGGAGGAUGGAUAUAAAGCUUUUGACAUUAACACUAUAUGUACUCUUGUUGAAAAAUAUUAUCCCAUGGAUUUUAGUGACCAGGAAAACAUUAAUUUGCCAUUUCAUCUUCAACAUUUCCUUUUUGAGGCUCGUGAAUCAUCAACUUUGAAAAAUUUAUCAACUAUUCAAGAAUUAUGCUCAUGUUUGGUUGCUGCCAUUCCUGCCAAUGGACAACCCAAAAAACACUUGUUGCUUGAUUGGUUGUUGCGUCUUGUUAUGACUCUUCCGGUUUCUACAGCCACAACUGAAAGAUCUUUUCAGCAAUGAAAAUUAUCAAAUCUAAGUUGAGAAACAAGAUGGAACAUGGAUUUUUAGCAAAUAGCAUGUCAGUUUACAUCGAAAGGGAUAUU
Medicago truncatula (barrel medic) is the source of this 2364-nucleotide messenger RNA. RefSeq names its product zinc finger MYM-type protein 1-like. The record is from RefSeq and is a predicted model, not a curated record. The transcript has 2 exons. Lineage: Eukaryota; Viridiplantae; Streptophyta; Magnoliopsida; Fabales; Fabaceae. The coding region runs from base 1115 to 2281 and encodes 388 amino acids.